Aureococcus anophagefferens is the source of this 5739-nucleotide messenger RNA. RefSeq lists its product as hypothetical. Gene Ontology annotation, cellular component: membrane. NCBI's taxonomy places the organism in Eukaryota, Pelagophyceae, Pelagomonadales, Pelagomonadaceae. Gene Ontology annotation, molecular function: calcium ion binding; serine-type endopeptidase activity. The record is from RefSeq and is a predicted model, not a curated record. Bases 1 to 5739 code for a protein of 1912 amino acids. The transcript has 3 exons.
AUGGUGACCUGCCGGCAGAUCCAGGAGCUGACGAAGGCGCGGCUCGAGGGCAGUGUGCCGAGCUACCCCGAGCAGUGGAUCGAGGGCCCCAUGGCGCGGCGCGACCGCGCGAUGAUGCGGCGGGGCAUGCUGCGCCGGAGGCUGCCCAAGGUCAAGGGCGCGGCGAAGAAGGCGGCGCGGUCGCCGUCGCCGCCCGGGUCCGCCGGCAACGGGCGGCCGCCGUCGCCGAACCGGGGCCACGUGCCCAUGCGGGGCCCGAAGACCCAGGUGCUCGGGUCCGGCAAGGCCGGCGGCGAGGGCGACGAGCCGACGAGCCUCGCGCUCCCGCUCAAGCCGCUGCGCUGGCCGCGCGUGCGCGACGAGCAGCUCCAGACCGUGUGCUCCAUCAAGUGCAUGCUCAAGGAGCUCCACGCCUACCUCCAGGCGAACUCGUCCACGCUCGUCGAGGCCUUGCCGCGGCGGUCGGUGAACGGCGAGGGCUUCGUGUCCAUCGUCACGCUCCACCGCUGGCUCUGCUCCCUGAAGCGCGAGCCGGGCAACGGGCCCACGGGCGUCGAGGGCCUGCGGCUGUCGCUGACGCCGGACGCGGAGACGAUCCGGAGUAGGGCUCUGGCGGUGCGGUCCCAGUACGCGCGGGGCAAGCCCAUCCCGCCCGCGGUCAUCCGGUCCAUGGUGAACUUCCUCGACCGCGAGGACCGGGGCGUGAUCCUGAUGGCCGACUUCAUGGAGUGCUUCCGGGUGGCGAAGCGGCUCGCGCUGGACCUGGACCGCAUCACGCCGUCGAAGAAGGACCUCGUCGUGCUCAAGAGCCAGCAGGAGGAGGAGAAGGCGCGGGCGCUGGAGCAGCAGGAGCAGACCAUCGACGAGGAGGAGGAGGUCGAGGAGGUCGACAAGGAGCUGAGCUGGUACGACGAGGACGUCGAGCUCACGCAGCGGCGCAAGGUCAAGGAGGCCGCGACGGAGGGCGACGAGGACGCGCAGCCGUCGCUGGCGUCGUCCUACGGCGCCGUCAACGAGGCCGACGUCCACGAGCUCGUCGACGUGCUCUUCAGCGAGUACGACGAGCUCCUGCUCCAGGAGCUCGAGGCGUCGAGCCGCGUGCUGAAGCGGCUGUGGGCCGUCGCGCGCGAGGGCCACCGCUACGGCUACCGGAGCCGCGCGGAGGGCGAGGAGAAGGAGCGCGCCCUCGCCGCGUCCUACAAGCCCAUCUCGGAGCGCGACUCCGUGUCGACGUUCCGCGGCGAGGCGGGCAUGGGCAGCCAGCGCGAGACGGGCGCGGACGACCCCGUGGGUUUACUGGAAGGCGCCGAGCCGCCGCUCCACGUCGCGCGCGUCUUCGUCGCGCUCGACGACUACCUGGCGACGAAGGAGGGCAUGCGCUUCAUGGAGUUCGUGAAGAUGAAGUCCGCGCCGCAGGCGUCCGUCUUCGCCGUCGGCACGGGCAUCGCGGAGGCCUACGCGUCGGUCCACGACGUGCGCGCCGUGCUCGCGGCGCUCUUCGAGGGGGCGAGCCGCGUCGAGGACGCGAAGAAAGCGCGCGAGGCCGCGCGCGCGGCGAAGACGGCGCUGCUGGCGCUGGAGAUGGACGCGGCCGCGCCGUCGGGCGCGUCGUCCAUCGAGCAGCAGAUGAAGCGCGCGGGCAUCGACAGCGUCUUCCGGCGCGUCGAGUUCCUCACGGCGCGGCGCGGUUUAAGGUUGCGCGACGUCUGCGAGCUCAUGGACACGGCGAACUCGGGGACGGUGGGCGUCGCGAAGAUCGUCGCGUUCAUGCAGGCCAUCUCCCUGCGCACGCCGCCGCCGUCCUACGAGGCCGCGCGCGUGAAGAACGCGGACAAGGCCGCCGUGGCCGCGGCGGCGAACGCCGCGCGGGCCAAGGAGGAAUUGGACUUCACGAUCCGCAUGCGCGCGGCGGAAGAGUCGGGCUGCUUCGCGUCCUUCGCGCUCCUGGACCGCUACUUCUGCCGCUUCCAGCUCAAGGCCGAGGACAUCUGGUACCACGGGCGGGCGAAGAAGGAGGGCUUCCGCCGCGCCGCGGAGUGCAAGACGGACGACUCGGACGCGCUCGCGGCGGGCGAGUUCCACAAGCUGCUCCUCCAGGCCAAGGUGUCGCUGACCUUCGAGCAGGUGAAGAAGCUCGUGGCCUACCUCGACACGGACGGGUCGGGGAAGAUCGAGCACGACGAGCUCCAGGCGGCGAUCUUGGACUACCGCCGGUUCAAGCGCGCGAAGCAGCGGCUCGAGCUCAAGCGCGCGUCCGCGGAGCGGCGCCUCUUCCUCGACCGCCAGGUCCUGCUCCUGCUCCAGUACCUCGUGCUCGUCGGCGAGGGCAACAAGCUCAAGGACCAGCAGUACCAGGCCUACGCGACGGCCGCGCUCGGCAACGCGAACGCGAACGAGGCCAAGGACGAGGCCCUCCGCGAGACCAUGGCCCAGGUCGGGCCCAACGGGCCCCACGACCAGUUCAUCAACGUCGUCGACAUGCAGCGCGCCAUCGAGAAGUCCUCGAACCUCGCCAUCGCCCAGUACUUCCGCGAGGUCCGCGAGCGCCUCCACUCCGACGCGCUCGAGAGCAUGCUGCGCCCCGCCGACAAGACCCUCGUCAAAGACGCGGCGACGGCCAGCGUCGCGGCCGUCGCCGUGGCCGCCGCCGUCGGCUCGCAGUUUUCGACCUGCGCGCACUGGUCCGCGUCGCUCGUCGACAAGUGCCGGAGCGCGCUGUCCCAGGACCUGCCGCACGACCUGAGCCACUUCGUCGCGCCGUUCGUCGAGCCGCUCUGCGGGACGCUGGCCGAGGGGCACUGGGCGCUCUGCGCGAUCGUCGUCGCCAACGCGGCGUGCUACCUGCCGGCGAAGGUGCACCUAGACGCGUGGGCGAUCUCGCGGCACACGCUGAGCCACGAGCGGCUGCUCAAGUCCCAGCUCGCGCACGCGAACCACGGCCACAUCCUGGGAAACAUGCUCACGCUGCUCGCCGUCGGCUCGGAGGUCUCGGCCGCGCUCGGCUGCAACCAGCUGCUCCUCCUCGCGCUCUACCUCGCGUGCGGCUGGGCCGGCGGCGUCGCGGCGGCGCUCCUCUCCCCGGCGCACACGCGGACGGUCGGCGCGUCGGGCGCGGUGUCGGGCGUGAUCCUCGCGCUCAGCGUCCUGCGCCCGAACGCCGCGGUGGACAUCCUCGGCGACGUCAAGGCCGCGCACCCGCUCAUGCUGCUCUUCGGCACGCUCAUGGCCGACCUGACGCGCGGCGGCAUCUCGUGGCCGAGCGGGAAGACGGAGUACGAGGGCGACCCGCUGGCGGCGCACGGCGGCGUCUACGCGCAGCUCGACGGCGCCGCGCCGCCGCCGCGCUUCGCGGAGCACGGCGGCGACCUCGGCGGCUGGCGCGACGCGGCGGCGGCGGCGGACGGCGCUGCGCGCCUCGGCCACGACCACGUCGACGUCCAGGGGUUGAUGCGAUCGCCGCCGCUCGGCACGUCCCAGGACGUCAUCCACGUGCAGUACUGGGUCGCGGGGAAGAUGCGCGUGACGCGCAACGGAACCUAUACCGUCUCGUGCCGGUCGCUCCACGCCUUCGAGCUCCGGGACGCCAACGGUGUUAUUAUCGGCCCCCUCCUCGGCGACGUCUACGGGCGGGGCCACGCGACGCCGCUGAAGCUCGGCGCGGGCGCCUACGACGUGGUCUCGCGGGUAAGAGGGAAGCUGCCGCUGCAAUUCUCCUGCGCCGCCACCUGGGUCCACACGAAGCACGUCGGCCUCGCGGCCAAAGUCGUCGGCGCCGCGCCGGACCUCGUCCGCGGUCGCUUCGUCAACGACGCGGCCGUGCUGUGUCUGGAACUUCGAAACCUCAGUCCGACGGCCUGGAAGUUCGCUCACGCCACGCUCACCGACGCGGGCGGCGGCUUCGCGCUCGGCGGCGCCGCCGACCCCGUGUCCCUGGCGCCCGGGUCGACGACGAGCGUGCUCCUGCGCCUCGCCGCAAACGGCCCCGCCGACGACGUCGAGGCCGACGGCUGCGCCGAAUACGAAAUCUACGUCGCCGCCGUCGUCGUCAAGGGCGCGCUGCGCUGCCGCGCGCGGAGCCAGAGCGCGCUCAUGACCUUCGCCGACGGCGACGGGUCCCUGGGCGCCGCGGGCGUCCUCUUCCCGCGGCGCGGGGACGGCGCGGGAAAUUCGGUCGUGCUCUCGCUGGCGGGCGUCGGCGUGUCCGCGCAGGCGCAGGCCGACGCGUACAAGCGCAAGGUCGACGAAGCCGACGCGGACUACACCUUCGGCUUCGAGGAUCUGUGGGUGCUCUGCCCGGACCGCGCGGGCCCCCACAACUGGGAGGACCUGGGCCUGCGGACCGCGGAAAGGGCGGUGCGCGUCCUCGCCGCCGACCGCGGCGCGGACGCCACAAACAUCGUCGUCCACGGCCACUCGCGGGGCGGCCACGGCGCCUGGGGCUUCGCCGUGCGCUUCCCGGAUCUCGUGAGAGGCGUCUUCUCCGCCUGCGGCUGGUCGAGCAGGGAGGAGUACGGCGACGCGAACAAUCUAUGGACCCACGAGACGGCGCUCGCCCACGCGGACCGCGCGCUCCUGGGGACGCUCCAGGGCGCUGUGGGCGACAACGACAACGCGCUCUUCCUGGCGAAUCUACGGGGCGCGAAGGCGCUCGUGCGGGUGGCGUCCCGGGAUCGCACCGUGAGCCCGUGGUUCGGCCGCAAGGUCGCGCGGCUCCUCGACGAGCACGGCGCCGACGUCGAGUUGGACUCCGUCGACGCGGACCACUGGUGGUGGGACACGGCGCGGCCCAACGACGGCGGCGCGGUCCACGACGACGCGGCGCGGGCCUUCACGCUCGCGGCCGCGGCCGCGCGCCGGACGACGCUGGCCGACGUCUUGGCGAAGGGCCCCGUCACGGUCGUCGCCGGGUCGCCCCAGACCUACGGCGGCCGCUUCGGCCUGCGCGUGGUGGACCGGCCGGACCCGGGCGCGCGCGCGUUCGCGACGUUCAAAUCCAACGCUUCGCUCGAGACGCGGAACGCGCGGCGCCUCGCGCUCGCCGGCGAGGCCCUCGCGGCGCUGCCGUUGACCAUCGACGGCGACCGCGUCGACGCGCCGGAGACCUGCUGCGACUCCUUGGAUCUGUGCCGGGAGAAUGCGUCCUGGGCGCCGUGCGCGGCGCCGCCGCGGCGCCCGCCGGAGCUCCGGGGCCCCAUGCGCCACUUCUUCGCCGAGCCCUGGGUCGUCGUGCUGCCCCGGGACUACUCCGACGCCGAGCUCGCGUUGGCCACCUACGUCGCGUCGAACCACUACGUCUGGGCGCGGACGAGCACGCGCGUCGUGUCCCUGGCCGACGCGGCGCCGCUGCGGAACUCGCACCGCUUCCUCUACCUCGGCCUGCGGGCCCAGGACCGCUUCCCGGACACGGACGGCUGGCCCGUGCGCGACGUCGGCGGCGCGCUGCGCGUCGGGGACUGCGCCGUCGACGCCGCGGACGGGCCCGGCGCCGCGUUCCUCGCGCCGUCGCCGGCGGGCCGCCUCGACCUCGUCGUCACCGCGAGCCGCGCGGAAACGCUCGCGUGGCUCGCGACGACGACGUUCGCGUCGAACCAGCCCCACACGCGCGCGCCCUUCUCGAACAUGCUCCCGGACUUCGUUCUGGUCGACGAGGACGCGCGGUGGACGGGCGUCGGCGGCGUCCGCGCCGCGGGCUACUUCGACGACGCCUGGGGCGUCGCGUCCGGGUUCUUCUCAUGCUAA